AUUGUUGCAAAACCUGAUACCUACUCUGGACAUACUAAAUUGCCAUUAUUUUCAAUGAUUCUAAUAACACAUUGGGUUGUUGAUGAAUUGCAUAUUUUAUUACGGAUUUAUGAUCGACUCUGGGGAUUGGCACUUCAAGAAU
Messenger RNA from Entrophospora candida, 142 nucleotides. NCBI's taxonomy places the organism in Eukaryota, Fungi, Glomeromycota, Glomeromycetes, Entrophosporales, Entrophosporaceae. The record is from the annotation of a GenBank genome assembly.